AACUCCUCCCUCCCCCCAAAACGAGAGAUUCAAUCCAGGACGCACGUAGGAUCCCAAGCACAGUUGGGGUCCCCCUACUUUACUGCAGCACCUGGACGACUCAGGCAGGUUAUUGUCUGGGGAACACCUUCCAGGACCAACAUAUAACUCUGGAUACUAAACUCUUCCCCCAAGUGCUGUGACUCCGAAGUGGAGCUGCGACCUGAGGUGCACUGCCUAGUAACUGACCCAGCGGCUGGCCACACAAACAAGGGCAGCUCUGAAGAAAGAACAACUUCACCACAUGGCAGCAAGAUGAUCCCAAUUAUGUGUUAAGUGCCUGAACCAAAUCUGAUGUUGCAUAUUAGAUUAACCAGUCCUUGCAUUCAGGCUGCUACAGUCGUGCUAAGCAUCCCAUCAUACAAGUCUUACGGUUCACAUGGGUCUUAGUAACACUGGAGCUCUCUCUCAGUAUUUGCACAUUUUUGCAGUCGAAUUUCUUCUAUUAAUAUUGGAGUGAUAAAGUUUGUAUCAAGAAAUUGUAACAUUUGUGUAUCAUGGAGUCUGAAGGAACCCAGCUGCUGGAGACAAGAGCAGAGCGUAUUGCCAGGUACAAAGCUGAGAGACGACGUGAACUUGCUGAGAAGUACCAUGAGGAAUUCACUUCAAGAAACACUCAAAUAAGUAGAGAGAGUCUGCCAUCUGAAAAGAGCAGCCCUGUAAUUGAAAAACUUGAUCCCUCAGAGGGCUGCAGAAGCCGAUCAGAUUGGCACAGUCUCCACGAAGUCCAGGAAGGCAAAGAUCAGCCAGACAUUCAUUUGUUGCUUGAUGGUGGCAAACACACUAGGACACACGAAAGCCUCCUCCAACUGAAAAACAAUCAAAAUGAGCAACAAGUCACUAUGAGGAAGAACAACUCUUCAUCAGAUGUGAGUGACCUGAAUGACAAGGGAAAUGGAGUGAACAAGAGUGAAGUAAUUGAGCCUGAACAGCCACCUGAAAACAGUGCUCUUAACCUAUCCUAUCCCCUAAACUUGGCUGUGAAACCUGAAGUCAUUGCUCCUCCAAGACGUAGGCACUUUGCUCGACAUGGAGCUAACAGGAAGACAUCAGAAAGGUUCAAGACUCAACCAGUUUCAACAUCGGAGCAGCACGAAUGUACUAAUGGCACUCUUCACUUUGACUCACCUGUAAACUUGCCUGUCAAACCUGAAGUUAUUGCCCCUCCAAGACGUAGGUACUUUAAUCGCCAUGGAGCGGACAGGAAGACAUCAGAAAGGUUUAAGACUCAGCCUGCUUUGUCAUUCGAGCACCAAGAAGAAGAUGAUGGGUCUAAGCUGAGGCUCAAAGAUGAAAAUGUAGAUGUACCGGAGAGUGCAAAGAUUGAUGCUCGAGCAAAGUUGAGUGUUGCUGCAAAGAUGUCGAUGUUCAAAGAACUAGAGAAACGUUCAACCCCCGAGUCUGCUGCCUUUCUCAAGUCACGUCCAACAGAACGUAGAACACGUCGCUUAAAUGAUCGCUGUCGAACACAACCAGUUACCACAGAGGAAGUGGAGGUUGCAAGCGGCCUUCCCAGAGCGCAGCGGCAUUCUUUUCCUCUUGAGAAUCGAAUCAUUGAAGAGGCAAUGAACACUGAAGACCAGGUGGAAACUACAGUCCGGGAAGAUGAAAACUCCAGGCUAAGCUUGAGUGAAAAGUUAGCCCUUUUCAAUAAACUAGCAAAACCAGAGCCUAAACCACAACCAGCAGCAGAUUUAAACGAUGCUAGACGGCGGCAAAAAGGUGCAAGAUAUCGAACUCAGCCCAUCACUGUCACCGAAGUUGAGUUGCUGCAGAAAAAUACAGAUCAUCCCUCAAAUGAAAGCACAGAAGUACCUGGUUGGAGGAAACGAGCUGGUAAGGGAUUUGAAGUGAAGGAAGGCCAGCCAGUACGGGUCCUUCCUGAGCUGGGUGCUCCAUUAGAAAUAAGGAGUGCUACUCAACCACCGGAUGGAGAGAAAGUUGAAAUUAAAAGCAUCCUUAAGAGAAGAUCAGUAACUACAGAUGAUGUUGCAGACACCAAACCUUCAUACGAAACUGAGGAGGCAGUCGAAUCUAAGAGCGUUAGUGAUCUUAUACCUGAAGGGCUUAAACAAGGAGGGACACAGGAACCCAGUGUGGACUCUGGCAGUGUUCCCUGGAGACGAAGUAGGCGACACAAAAAAAAUGAAAAAGGCACUGCUAGCAACUUUCAAACCACUGAUAGUGAAAUGAGUGUGAAUGGUGAAGGUAUGGUUUCAGGAUUGAGGAGCCCAGUACAAGAUGAAAAUAUCUCUGUGGCAUCCAGUGACUUAAAGAUAGAACCCAAGAAGGAUGAAUCAGUAGUACUUGAAUCGACCGCAGCCCCACCAUUAUCUGCACCAUGGAGACACAGUAGGAAGAGGUCCUCAUCAUCUACCUCAGAGGAGCCAUCCAGGAAUGAAGACCCCCUGGUAAUUCAGCACACAACUACUUCUGCUGUGGAGUCCCACAAGGAUGAUCUUAAGCUAACAUCUACAGAAGUUCAAGAAAAGGAUUCGGAAGUAACCGCUGCAAGUGAUUCUCAGUUUUUGCUUGAGGAUGAAACAGAUGAAUUUACAGAAAUGAGUGCAGGAAUUAAAGAAAGAUGUGAGAAGUUGCUGAACAAAGAUGACUGGAAAAAUAAGAGCAACCGAAGGAUCAGUGAUGUGUUCCAAGUGCCGCUGGCUCAGCGCUGCAGUCAGCUGUACGAGGCAGAGAACACCUGGCGCAAGAAGGUAGAUGAGGACAUCAUCAAUGGAGACGAAGACGUCACCUCAUGCUGGGCCCCUGUCUUCGCCUCUGUUUUCAGCCCACUGACUACCACAGAGCAUUUUGUAUCCCAGUCUGAUCAGAAAUCUGGCACUGGUGUGGCAUCCGCUGUGUCCUUGGUUGAGCGAAAACAGCAGAUCUCAGAAAAAGAAGAACAGUGGAAGUUGAAAGGCAAGGGUGCUUUCAAUGACUCUGUGCAGUUUACUGUUGCUGGACGCAUGGCAAAAAAAGGCUUGGUUUCAGAUGUUCCAGGAGGUGCUGAAGAAAUUCCUGUAAUUCCAUGCAGGAAGGGUGAAAUGGUAUCUGUGCAGAAACCUUUGGAAGAAAUUACCAGCAAACCUGACUUAGCCGUGGAAGGCGAUGCACAGCUCGAUAAACUGGAGUCCUUUCUUGACAAGCUCCAUCAUAAAGGGCACCAGGAAGUGUCCAUCACGGUGACUGAGGAAACCAUUAAGGAAGUUGUUCGCCCUGACGACGAGGAGACAUUUGACAAGUUCUACAGGCCUGUGUCUGCUCUGGUGACUUCCAGCCACCUAUCAGUUGAUGAUUUCUCAGUGAUACUGGCUACUGAUAGCCCAAAGUUAACAACUGAAUUGGCUGAGCACAAGCGUUCAGUGAGACCUGUGCGCAGAGUCCAGUCUUCACGUAAUCCCUUGAGGACCCUGGCUGCACGAGAGGACCUCAAACAUGAGUACAUGGAGCAGCGUCUGAAUGUAGCAUCUUUGGAGACAAGGCGCAUACAAGCAGAGAAAAUGUCAAAGCACUCAAACAUGUCGAUAGCAGCAUUGGCAGGCCUUGCAAGCAAGGAAAACUUCAAAAAUGUAAACCUACGAGAUGUUAAGUCGGCUGAACAAGCGUCUGGCAACAGCAGCAUGCCGUACACUAGACUGAUGCUUCUCCAGGUCAAAGGUCGACGACAUGUCCAGACACGACUAGUGGAGCCAAGUACAAGAUCCCUCAACAGCGGGGACUGCUUUCUUUUGGUCACCCCUCAGCAUUGCUUUUUAUGGAUUGGAGAGUUUGCAAAUGUAAUAGAACGAGCCAAGGCUUCUGAAUUAGCCCCCUUUAUUCAGACAAAAAGGGAGCUUGGCUGCAAAGCUUCCCAUGUUGUUACUAUCGAAGAAGGUCUUACCUAUGGAGCCAGCAGAAACAAGGAUUUCUGGAACCUUAUGGGAGGGGAGGCUGAAUAUUCUGGUGCUGGAGAACCUGAGGAAGAUGAAUUGUAUGAAAGUGCUGCCAUUGAAACAAACUGCAUCUACCGUCUCCAGGAAGACAAACUUGUGCCUUAUGAUGAAUUCUGGGGCAAAAUCCCUAGCUGCUCGAUGCUGAAUUCCAAAGAGGUGUUGGUGUUUGAUUUUGGCAGUGAACUGUAUAUCUGGCAUGGAAAAGAGGUUUCUUUGGCUCAAAGGAAAACAGCUGUACAUUUAGGCAAACAGUUAUGGAGUGGGCCAUAUGACUACAGUAACUGCAGGGUGAAUCCGUUAGAUUCCAGCAGGAAAGGCCAGCUUCCACUAAAAGGUGAAGGCCGACCUGAAUGGGCACUGUUUGGCCGGCUAACUGAGCACAAUGAAACCAUUUUAUUCAAGGAGAAGUUUUUAGACUGGGCUGAAUCGAGAACAGACAUGCAAAAAGAUAAAGUAAUGGUUAUGGAGCCAAAGUCAGAGAUGGAGUUCAACCUUAAACCAUAUGAUGCCAAAUUAAUGAUGACUCCGUUUGACGCACCCAAGGGAACAAUCCUAGAAGGCCAGAAUAUACAGAGAGGAUAUGGAAUGAUCGAAUCACUUGAAGGGAGAAGUGCAGAAAUCCAGACUAAUGGGGUGAAUGUUUGGCAUGUCCGUGAGUUUGAUUAUGAAGAAGUCCCUCAGGAGAGUGUCGGACAUUUCCAUGAAGGGGAUACGUAUGUUGUUAAAUGGAGAUACACCGUCUCCAAACUAGUGGGUAAACGUAAGCAGCCUGAUGCGUUAAGCAGUGCUGGACCUGGGCGUGAGAAAUGUGCCUAUUUCUUCUGGCAAGGCUGCCGAUCCAGCGUUAGUGGCAAAGGAGCUUCGGCACUGAUGACCGUGGAGCUUGGCAAGGAAAGCGGUGCUCAGGUACUGGUGUCACAAGGUAAAGAGCCUCCCUGCUUCUUGCAGUUAUUUCAGGGUGGAAUGGUGGUUCAUGCUGGCUGCAGGGAAGAUGACCAAGAAAACAAAACAGGUCCCUGGAGAAUGUUCUGCAUCCGUGGGGAGGUCCCUGUGGAAGGCAGCAUGUUGGAAGUGGAAUGUAGAUGCCGAAGCCUUAGGUCUCGAGCAUCUCUCAUCAUUGUAAAUCCACAAGACGGCCUUGUUUACCUCUGGCAUGGCUGCAAGUCCCAAGGCAAUGUGAAGGAAGUUGGCAGAAAGGCAGCAAACUGUAUUAAAGAACGGUGUCCUCAUGAGCUCGGCUUCACCAGUAGUAGCCUGGUAACAGUCCGUGAAAUGGAUGAAGGCUUAGAGACAACAGAGUUCUGGGCAUGCUUUGGACAGAAGGACCGGAAAGCAUAUGAUUGCAUGCUGAGAGAUCCUGGGAAAUAUAAUUUCACACCUCGUCUGUUCAGACUGAGUGGCUCCUCAGGAGACUUUAUCGCGACAGAACAGCUGAGCCCAGCAUGCAUUGCAAACACUGUAACAGCAAUGCCAUUUCUUCAGGACGAUCUUUAUUCUGCACCACAGCCAGCUCUUUUCCUGGUAGAUAAUCGCUUGGAGGUGUACCUGUGGCAAGGUUUCUGGCCUGAGGGUACAGAAAUUGCUGGAUCAGCACAAACGCGGUGGGAUAUGGAGAGGAAAUGUGCCAUGGAAACAGUGCUGCAAUACUGCAAAGGUGGGAAAUCCAUAUUUUCAGAACACAGCGUAGAACUGUAA
Molecule: messenger RNA, 5666 nt
Organism: Protopterus annectens (West African lungfish)
Lineage: Eukaryota; Metazoa; Chordata; Ceratodontiformes; Protopteridae
Product: supervillin-like
Exons: 31
Coding region: 537-5666 (1709 amino acids)
Biological process (GO): barbed-end actin filament capping; actin filament severing; actin polymerization or depolymerization
Cellular component (GO): actin cytoskeleton; cytoplasm
Molecular function (GO): phosphatidylinositol-4,5-bisphosphate binding; actin filament binding
Source: RefSeq, a predicted model, not a curated record